Messenger RNA from Mercenaria mercenaria, 5400 nucleotides. RefSeq names its product potassium voltage-gated channel protein Shaw-like. The record is from RefSeq and is a predicted model, not a curated record. Gene Ontology annotation, cellular component: membrane; voltage-gated potassium channel complex. Gene Ontology annotation, biological process: protein homooligomerization; potassium ion transmembrane transport. Gene Ontology annotation, molecular function: delayed rectifier potassium channel activity; protein binding. NCBI's taxonomy places the organism in Eukaryota, Metazoa, Mollusca, Bivalvia, Venerida, Veneridae. The coding region runs from base 861 to 2804 and encodes 647 amino acids. The transcript is spliced from 5 exons.
UACGAUCAAUUACAUCAAAAUUGGAAUGAAGGUAAACAAGAGUCAUGUGUACGGAAUUGCAAUUUCGUUUGUGCUAAUGCUGACUUUUUAGACACAAUGACAGGUUUGAAAGUAAAUAUUGUAAUAUUGGAACACUCUUCUUGUUAGGAGAUAAUUAGAGUUGAUAUCACGUUGCAGGAUAAUUUUUAUAGGUAUAUCAAAGGUCUAAAACGGAGUAUGUUACAAUAUUAAAUGACUCGCAUUCAAACAGUGGAUAUAUUGAUGCUAACCGAUAUGAACCAAGUGAUGAAAUAUUAAUGGCGUAAUGGAAUUAUAUUCUCUGGGAUAAAAAAAAGGCUGACACCUCGCAUACAACUAGGAAAAUGACAGUCACGGUUCCAAUGUAAUCUGACGAUCACUGUAAAUCUCUUAUCAAUUUGCGGUAUAAAUGGAUUUAAUAAAAUCAACUAUAUUAGGAAAGCAGAACUGGAAUAGUCCCGGAUCGCCCAUAAACAAUAUUACAUAAAAUUUCAAAUUUCAGUUCACGUAUGAAUUAUUGAUACUGUGGUUGGGACAUUAGGCAAUUAAGUUGACAUGUUGCAUGAAAGAUCUAUGAGCUAUGGGCUAUGUGCUAUAACCAAUUAUUAUUGAAAUGGAUAAAACUCGCUUUAGUUUUAAUUAUUCAGGCACAAAUGGAUUGAUCUCGUUGCAAACUUUGCGAAAUAUGUUAUCAGAUAAUAAAAUGUUAAGGCUUUUUCAUAAUUUUUAAAUUUCAAAGUCUGUGAUACGAUUUAAACUGGCGAGUACAGUGCGUGCCAGUUUUCUGAUAUGUUGUAUAGCAUUAACAACGUGAAAAAGACAAGCCGUUUAUAUUUGCUGUCAUGGAAUAUAUAAAAAAGAAAAGGUCAGAUGACGAAACGAAUAAGAAACCGGAAAUGAGAAUCCGGAUUAAUGUCGGUGGCACGGUUUUUGAAACUUUCCACAGUACUCUAGAACGGAUUCCGGGAACCCGACUUGCUCUUCUGCCAGUUCUUGGAGAAACAGACGACGCUUGGGACCAAGAUCGUGGGGAAUUCUUUUUUGACCGACAUCCGGGUGUCUUCUCCAUGGUGAUGCAGUACUACAGAAGCGAAGAAUUACAUACAGAUCAAAACGUCUGUGGAAAUAUUAUUCAAGGAGAGCUAGAUUUUUGGGGAUUGACUGAACUUGAUAUUGAACCGUGUUGCUGGGGACACUAUAGCAAGUUUAAAGACCACAGGGAAACACUAGCUGCCCUAGAUGACAAUUUCACACAACAAAACGACAUGGAAGUUUGGACAGAGAAUACGUCAAAUUUGCAGAAAUUCAAACACAGGGUGUGGCAGUUCCUAGAAGAGCCGUCCACUUCAAGGGGAGCAAAGGUAUACGCUGUUCUGUCGAUGUUUUUUGUAGUUUUGUCCAUCGCCAUUUUCUGCCUCGAGACAUAUCAUUGGUUCCGUGUUCCAAUCCCGGGCGCAAACGCGCACAACGCAUCCAAAUAUGAAACAUACUUCUCUCCCACCGGGGACCAGUGUAUACGCACAAAGCACGAAAGCGGACAGUACUUGUUUGAAGAAACAGAACCACAUCCGGCGAUGACGUAUCUGGACUAUAUCUGCGCAGCUUAUUUCACAAUCGAAUAUUUAGCUAGAUUCUUUUUUGCACCAAGCAAGUUCAAGUUCAUAAAAGGGCCAUUAAAUGUCAUUGACCUUCUCUGCCUAAUUCCCCACCUUACUGCCAUUAUCAUGGUCACAGUGGAUCCUUACGGGUCAUCCAAGGACACUAGUAAUUUGUUCAGGGCAUUUUUAGCUCUGCGCACCGUUCGUAUUCUUAGAAUUUUCAAACUAAUGAAGCAUUACAGUGCGUUUAAAAUACUGGUAUACACAAUAAAGGUGUCUACCAAAGAACUACUGCUGAUGGUGAUAUUCUUAUUUACAGGGGUUCUUAUAUUUGCCAGUAUCAUAUUUUACACUGAAAAUGAUACGUUUGAUAGUAUUCCUGUUGGAUUUUGGUGGGCGCUUGUUACUAUGACGACGGUCGGCUACGGGGAUAAAGUUCCAAAGACAGAAGGUGGUUAUAUAAUUGGGUGUGGUUGUGUGUUAUGUGGGGUACUCACUGUCGCCUUUACAGUGCCGAUUGUUGUGAAUAACUUUACGCUUUAUUAUUCCCAUGCCCAGAGCAGGAUCAAGUUACCCGUGCAUAAGCGAAAAGAAUUGAAGCGGAAAAUAUUCUUGAAAAAUAAGAAGUCUUUGGAAUUUUUACAGAGGUUUAAAUGGAAGAAAGACAAAAACAAACAAAAUUUCAAUGAAUUAGACGCUAUACAUACUCCUCGCGAUCCACCAUGUGGACAAGAAGCUGCGGAAGAGGUAAACACGCCACCAAAGAAUACUAGAGUCACGUUGCUGUUAAGCAAUAAUACAACAGUGCGACCAGGAACUGGUAAAGCAGUGUAUGAAAACGUUGUCCGAAAACCGUCCCUAGCCGAAUCAGAUAUCACUCCAGUAGAAACUCCUGAUCGGAUACACACGGUUUCCGAAAGUAUUGACUUUUCAAUUGCUGAAACUGUCAGCCUUCCUGGAACUCCGUCCGAUAUGAGCAGCUCAAACGAACAUCAUAUUGCUGAGAGUGAACAACUGCUGAACGAAUUUGCCGAUUUUGACAAGAAACGAAAGGAAGAGAGAAAACGCCAGCUAGAUCUGAUCAACCAGAAACGCGACCUACGCCGACAACAGUUAAACCAUGAACCAAGGAAACGGCCGCAUGUUGGAGCUGGUGCGAGUAAAUCAUCGAAUCUUCGAAACACUUAGCUGUUGCAAAUAUGUACAUUCUAUUCUUUUCUUAAAGUUUUACUUUAAAAUAAUUAUGUUUUCAAGAUGUUAAUGAUUCUUAUCAAAUGUACUGCAUGUUACACAUAACAAUCCGAAAUGUGUUCUGGAGGUUUAUCAGUGAAUGUGGAUGUUGAUCAACACUAUAUAAACAUAAUUGAGAAAUGGUAAUUAGACACAUAUCUAAACAUGCAUAAUAUAAAUUUACAUAAAAACCAUGAGCAAUAACUAGGUACAUUCAAUACGUUAACAAACUAUUAGCAAACUAAUUGUACAGAAAUGUUCAGGUAAACAAAAUUUUGAUGUACAAUAACUCCUUCAAAAAUAGAUAAACGUUUAUUAACGAACUCUUAAAGAGCUGGCCUCCUCUAACAUGAUGUAUACGAUAAACAAUUAUCAAUACCAGUAAUAAAUGUUCAGGAAAACAUGACUCACACACUUUCAUUUAGAUAGUAACUUCAAUAAAAGAGAAGUUGACAUAAGAUAAAAAGAUAUACCAAAAUAUCAAAAUAAAUAGCCAAAUUACAUUUUUGUUUCAAUUUUAUAUUUUGACAACAUUUGUAUGUAUUGCAUUUGCAACUCUAGUCAUUUAUUUUAGGCAGCAAUCGCAACAGAUCUAUUCAUGAGUUACCAUAAAUAGCUCAUUAUACAAUGUAUGGCGUAUUUAUGUUAUAUUUAAUUUCCGUCCAAUUUCCUCCUUCUGGUAUAGAUUUUUUAGAGAUUCAUAGAAUUUAAGCCUACGCAGGUCGAAGUGAUUCUUCUUUAUUACGGUCUAUCUUUUAAAUUUCUUAUUUGCAAAGCUGGAAAGUCAGCUUACAAAGACACCAGUACAUAGGAAAUUGUUAGAAUUAAAACAUAAUUCUACUUUAAGUUGUAAUGCCCAAAACAUGGAAACUCAUAUAGCAUGACUACAUAAAAUAAGGAAAAUAACCCUUCUCAUGCUGGACACGGUUGAUACAGCCUUUACGACAAGUGCAGAUUAUGACCAGUCUGCACAUCCGUGCAGUCUGAUCAAGAUCUGCACUGUUCGCCGUUUUGGUAAGCAACCCUUUUAACAGUUGAUGGUAUUGUCCAUAUUGAAAGAUGGACAAGUUCAUUACAGAAAUUUAGCAGGGUAAGAGAUAAUAAACAUAGGGAAAAUUUACAUGACUUUUAACAGGUUUAGAAACAUUUAAUUCAUAAAAUAUAUGGAUUAUAAUUUACUGUAAAUCGCAAAAUCGAAAAAGAAGAUCUACGUAGUAUACAUGGUCUGUUUCCACACCAGUCUGUUUAUCGAUAACCGAAGAACUGCUUCCACCUAUUUGAACGAUUUUUGCAUUUAUACCAAAGUGUUUGUUCGCUAUUUGGCACAACAUUUUAUCGUUUUCCAUUGUCCUACUGUGAGAUUCAGAUAUUCUAUAACAGACGUGUCCGUGUUCUUCUUUUUUACGCAUUCAUAAAAUCUAGCUUCCUUGUUAUACACAUCCAUGGAAGCAGGUCCAUGGGAAUGCUGACAUUGGAAAAUACUUUAAGUUAUCACUGAUUAUAUUUUGAUUGAAUGAUCUAAAUAGAAUAUUUUAAGUUUAAAAUUUUGAGCACAAGUAUAAAUUGAAUUUGUAAUCAGAAAUAAAGAUAUAUUUCGACAAAGCUACUUGCGAUCAAUACAUGUUUUCCUUGAUUCUGUUAUAUUAUCUCGCAUUUUUAUUUGAAAUAGGUAAUUAAAAGGUGAUCGCUUAAUAUUGUGAAGAUCGAAACUAGCGACAGUUAAAAUCUAUCGAUUAUUAACAGAGUUUCGGAAGAUGAUUUAUCAGGACUUGGUUAUCGAUAAAUUCAUGUUCCUAUAUCCUGAUUUAUGAGAAAUCAGACGCUAACUGACAUAAUUAUGUUAUGAAAAUCCUACACGUAUUGAAGGUUCUUUAAAGUGCAACAUUUACUAAUUUAGCAGAGCAUAAUCAAAAUUUAGCAUUUUGAAGUACUUUUGAAUUUCAUACUGAAAACGUUGUUGAAAAUGUGUCCUGAACAUUAAAAGAAUGCCGGCCACUCUUACAUGUAUUAAGGUUACAUAGAUAUUUGUUAUAUAUGAGCCGCACCAUGACAAAACCAACAUAGUGCGUUUGCGACCAGCAUGGAUCAAGUCCAGCCUGCACAUCCGCGCAGUCUGGUCAGGAUCCAUGCUGUUCACUUUCAAACCCUAUCACAAUUAGAGAAACUGUUAGCGAACAGCAUGGAUCCUGACCAGACUGCGCGGAUGCGCAGGCUGGUCUGGAUCCACGCUGGUCGCAAACGCACUAUGUUGGUUUUCUAAUGGCGCGGCUCAUUAUUACGUGAGUGUCUGAUAAAGUGAGGCGAAUAAUCUUUUUUACCAGUGUGACAUAACUACUAUUCUAAACAUACGUUAAGUUCCUGAGACAAAAAAAAAAGCGUUUUUUAUGUGUUAUAGCAAAAUACGGAAAAAAGUAAUAAAUUGACUUUGAAAUCUAAAGAAAAAAGUUUUACAUUAUCCUUGGAAAACUUGGGCAUUUCCGGGGGAAGAAUGAAGGCAGGUUUAUUGUUACUAAAAUGAAUUCCUUUACUGUUUUACAUUUAUUAAAAUUGAUAA